Messenger RNA from Arabidopsis thaliana (thale cress), 699 nucleotides. Its product is annotated as cation/hydrogen exchanger, putative (CHX21). NCBI's taxonomy places the organism in Eukaryota, Viridiplantae, Streptophyta, Magnoliopsida, Brassicales, Brassicaceae. The transcript has a single exon. Bases 1 to 699 code for a protein of 232 amino acids. The record is from RefSeq and is marked reviewed.
AUGAUAUCCAAGGCCCAAGUGAGUGAGCAAUUAAGGCUUCAUAAAUUUGUCUGCGCCAUUCAAGUAGAGUUAGGAUUUCAGCUGCUCACGGCUAGCCUGCUACACCUCCCCAAUUUUGUAAUAAGAACACACCUUCCCCUGUUUCCGAGAAACCCUAAUCUGAAAAACUUUGAGAUGGGGAAAAGAGGAAGUAGCAGCGGGAGCGUUCCUAUUCGGGGAUUUACGAAACUUGUUACAGAAUCAAGAAAUAAGGGAUUAACUGUGGAGGAGAUUGUUGAUGAUCACCGUUCCAAUAACCGUGAAUGCGUUCGGCUGAAACGUCAAACCCUCAUGAUCAAAGUCAAACAAAUCAUAAACUCAUUGAGCGAAGAAGAAGAGGAAAGUGAAGGAAGUAGGACUAAGAAAAAACAGAGGAGAGAUGAUUCAGAACAGAGGAAUUCGGAUUUAUGUAUAUCAUCAUCGCCUUAUUCUGCUUCAUCAUCCGGAAAUGUAUUGACAUCGGAAGAUAACAUGCAGUUUGAUGUCACCAAUGAUGGUUUACGUGUUUCUUACUCUAAUAAAUCCAUGACGCCUUUUUGUGCCGAUACAAUGAAGAAAAUGAAGAUGAAAGGUAUAUCUAGUGAAGAGGGAAGUAAGAAUUGUGAUGUAGAGGUAAAAGGACCAACCUUUAAGGACUUUGGUGGGUUAACCAGUUUAUAG